Messenger RNA from Saccostrea echinata, 1723 nucleotides. RefSeq lists its product as uncharacterized. NCBI's taxonomy places the organism in Eukaryota, Metazoa, Mollusca, Bivalvia, Ostreida, Ostreidae. Gene Ontology annotation, molecular function: calcium ion binding. The coding region runs from base 7 to 1593 and encodes 528 amino acids. The record is from RefSeq and is a predicted model, not a curated record. The transcript has 10 exons.
GAAAACAUGGCAAGAAAACCACCAAUAAAGAAAAACAAGAAGAAAGCAAAACCUGAAAUGGCUAAGGCGCAAAAAUCCGAUGAUGUCCCUGCACUUGGUCUCCUUCGAAAAUUGACUCACUCAGCUAAAAGCAGAAUGAAUUUUGAAGAGCAAGAAACAUCGGGUGGAAAUCACGAGGAAAGUCGGCGAUUUAGCGCACAGACACAUCCUUCGAGUAUUUCUUGUGAUAAUGGAGACUUGCCAGAAUGGUUUGAGGACCUUACCGAAGAUAAUGUGUCAGCUUUCAAAGAUCUGUUCGAUAUGUUGGAUGCCGCCAACACUGGUACAUUGAAUGCAGACAGUUUGUACGAGGGUCUGAAGCGAGUGGAUAGCGACAUCACACGAGAAGAAGUGGAAACAGUCCUAAAGAAGCUGGACAAAGAUGGCAACGGAGAAAUUGAUUUCGAUGAAUUCCUGUUCCACAUGACCCAAGGAGAACUUCUAGAGGGACUUGGAGGAGAUGAUGCAGACAAGAGGAAGAAAGGAAUAUUUUCCCGUCGUCAGAGGUUGUUCUACACGGCCAUCACUCAGUUCUCUCUAAAGCGGAGUCUUGGUGAAGACUUCCGGUAUAUCACCAAACGACAACCGCAUGUCCUAAGCCACUACACUGCAGGUUUACGUCUGGUUGGCCUUACUGAUCGUCAACUUGCACUUCAAAUGAAAGAAAUGCAGGAAAACGCGCGAAACACGGAUUCGCCGUACGCAAAACCUCUGCAGUUUGUUUCUCCGACAACAGGAAGGAAAAUGAAAACCAUGCAUCGACCAGGACAGUUUGGCAAUAAAGAUUUCACAAGUAAAUACAAGCUUAAAACAGACCUGGUCAACGUCACGCCGCCUAAAAGAUCGACACAAGAUCAACCCGAAGUCAGAGAAGAACUGAAAAAUGAUUCAUCGGCACCGGAAUUCUCCAACAGGAGGUUUCCAGGAGGGCUUGGCAGGGAGAGUAUAGUGACCAAACUUCCUGGUGGUGAUCUCAUCAAUAAGAUAAGAAGACAGAUCAUGAACAAAAAGUUCAAAAUGUCCUUUGGUAUAAAAACCACUCCCUUUGAAAACAUUAAAGAAGAAAAACCCAAAGAUGCAGAACCGAAAUGGAAGAAACAUUGCGGAUGGACAAUACCAAAGAUAGAACAAGUCUUUGUGCCACUUCCGGUUUUAAAAAUCAAGUAUCCCAGACAGCAUCGUCCCACCAUUGACGAUCUGCCUAACAUCAGAGAGCAGGCCAGAAAAGCAAUGGAUGAAUUCUACCACAAUAUGCAAAAAGCAUGUGUCGUGCAUUCUCUUGAACACUGGGAAAAACUUUACGCGGAUACCAUUCGCCCGAAAAAGUUGCUAGAAAAUUUCCGUAUUGUGUACCGUGCUUAUUCCCCGCACAAAGAAGAGGAGGCCUUUGUCGUAUGCCCUUGGAUGCCAGGUCCCCGUCUCUAUACCAGACGCAGAAUCAACCCCCUGAAUCACCAGACGACUUGGUCUCAAAAGGCACGAUGUUGUUCGAACCUCUUUAUUAAUCCUCCCAAAACAGACAGCGACAUGCGAUGUGCCUCCAGUUUGAACUAGGAUGCUUGAAGUUUUUGGCGUUUUAUCUAAAUACGUACAUGCUCAAAAAAUAGUUGUAAAUUGUUCUUCGUUUAAUUGAUUUGUAUUUGUUGAUAGUGGUGAUCACGGAAAGAAAUAAAGAAUUAUGCAU